Molecule: messenger RNA, 462 nt
Organism: Caenorhabditis briggsae
Lineage: Eukaryota; Metazoa; Nematoda; Chromadorea; Rhabditida; Rhabditidae
Gene: Cbr-rps-12
Product: Protein CBR-RPS-12
Exons: 3
Coding region: 1-462 (153 amino acids)
Biological process (GO): translation
Cellular component (GO): cytosolic small ribosomal subunit; ribosome
Molecular function (GO): structural constituent of ribosome
Source: RefSeq, a predicted model, not a curated record
AUGUCUGACGCAGGAGGAAAAUGGAAAUUGAAUGAUUCUAAAUCUUUCAUUUACAGAGAUGUUCAAGUGGCUCCAGCCGCCAUCGCCCAGGGACCAAUGGACAAGGAACAGGCCUUGAGAGCAGUCCUUCGUGCCGCCCAUCACGCCGAUGGACUCGCUAAGGGACUCCACGAGACCUGCAAGGCUCUUGACAAGCGUGAGGCUCACUUCUGCGUUCUCGCCGAGAACUGCGACGAGGAGCAAUACGUCAAGCUCGUCGAGACCCUCUGCGCCGAGCACCAGAUCCCACUCAUCAAGGUCGCCGAUAAGAAGAUCAUCGGAGAGUAUUGCGGACUCUGCAAGUACGAUAAGGAAGGAAAGGCCCGCAAGGUCGUCGGAUGCUCCUCCGCUGUUGUCACCAGCUGGGGAAAUGAAGAGCAAGGACGCGCCAUCCUUACCGACUACUUCAACUCCAAGAACUAA